AAUAAAGACACUAAAUUAAUGUAAAUUUUAUUACUCAUUUUUUUAAGUUAUUAAAUAACAAAAUUUAAUUAACUUUAUUUAUUUAUUUGAUGUAAAAAACUUUUAUAUUAGUUUUAUUAUUGUAAUUAUUAUUCAAAUGCCACACAAAGACAUGGAUGAGUUUAAUCGUGUCGAUCGAUAUAUUUAUACAACAAUUAAUUUGUUAAACCAUUUGAUGUUUGGUUUAACAUUUUCAACUUUUGGUCCAACUUAUGUGGACUUUAAAUACAUAACCAACAAUACCAUGUCUUGGGUCGGCCUAUUUCCCAGUGUCGCUGCCAUUGCCUGUAUUGUUGGAUCAGUUUUUGGCUUUCUAUACAAGUAUAUCAAUCGACAGCUAACAUUGUCACUGCUGGUGACACUACAAGGUUUGGCCACAAUAGCCAUACCGUACUCAAGUGAGAUCUGGCAACUUUAUUUAUGCAUAUUUAUCUACGGUUUGGGUAUCGGUGCCUGGAAUAACUCAAACAAUGUUAUACUCAUCGAAAUGUGGCAACAGUCUAGUCCAUCGUUUCUACAGUUUUCCCAAUUUAUCUACGGUGUGGGCACUAUAUUAGGACCGCUUAUUGUUGGUCCCUAUUUAACCGGUGAAGUUGACUACGACUACAAAAUUAUGGGACAUAACGGCACUGUUAUCCGCGUUUGGAACAGUACGACAAUUAUCGAUAAUGAAUGGGAACGGCGGCAAAAACUUAAGUUCCCGUAUCUUAUGGGAGGACUAUUGCAAUGUAUUGGCCCUAUAUUGAUGUUUUUCAUGUAUUUCUGUCGCCCCUAUGAAUACCAGUCGCCAGACAUCGAUGACGUAACCGCUGAUGAAGAAAACCAGCCACUGGUCAAUGAUAACUGUGUCCGAAAUUUAGUAGAACUCAUACCUAAAAAAUCAAUCAUUAUUUGCAUUUCCAUAUUUCUGGCUUUUGGCAUAAUGUCUGAGAACAUGUAUAUGGACUUUAGUCCUACAUUUUUUCAAUUUUCACCACUGAAACUGUCGGCCAAUAAAGCGGCCGAGAUAUUUGCCACAAUGUCGAUAGCUCUGUCCACUGGCCGCGGAUUGAGUGUAUUUAUAGCUAUGAAACUCAGGCCACAGACAAUGAUCUCAUAUCAGGUGAUCAUCGUAUUUGUCGGUUAUAUAUAUCAGUAUUUCGGCCAAUACUCGUUGACACACCUGUGGAUCAGUUCAAUAAUGAUCUGUUUUGGUUACUCAUCGAUAUUCAUCUGUUUGUUCUCAUUUGUCGGACAAUUCAUGGAAGUCACCGACAAAGUGGGUGCCAUAUUCAUAGCCUCGUAUAAUUCGGUCUAUUUAUUUCUACCGUUUUUCUUGGGCACUUACAUUGAACACUAUCCCGAUAGCUUUCUAUACAUUGAGUUUGGAUCCCUGUGCAUUGGUAUCAGUUCACUAUUGUUAGUACUGUUUUUGGUGAAAAAGGUCCCCAAAGAGUGUCUCAGAUUAUAGACUCAUAUCAUAUUUAGUACAAUAUUAUUAGGCAUUUUAACUAAUUGUUAACUAAUAUAUUAUAAUUUUUACUAUUUAAUUAAAUCA
Molecule: messenger RNA, 1576 nt
Organism: Oppia nitens
Lineage: Eukaryota; Metazoa; Arthropoda; Arachnida; Sarcoptiformes; Oppiidae
Product: major facilitator superfamily domain-containing protein 4B-like
Exons: 4
Coding region: 137-1489 (450 amino acids)
Biological process (GO): transmembrane transport
Source: RefSeq, a predicted model, not a curated record